Molecule: messenger RNA, 669 nt
Organism: Maudiozyma barnettii
Lineage: Eukaryota; Fungi; Ascomycota; Saccharomycetes; Saccharomycetales; Saccharomycetaceae
Gene: VPS20
Product: ESCRT-III subunit protein VPS20
Exons: 1
Coding region: 1-669 (222 amino acids)
Biological process (GO): late endosome to vacuole transport via multivesicular body sorting pathway; vesicle budding from membrane
Cellular component (GO): ESCRT III complex; multivesicular body
Source: RefSeq, a predicted model, not a curated record
AUGGGCCAGAAGGGUAGUAAGAUAAAGAUUACAGAACAGGAUAAAGCUGUUCUUCAAUUGAAACAAUCAAAGGAUUCCAUACACAAAUACACUAGACGAACCAGCGAUUUAAUUAGUCAUGAGAAACAAGAACUGAAAAUAUUAAUUCAGAAUAAUCCUAAAAAUUAUAAAGAAAAUAAAAAAAUAAGGUUUCUAUUGAAAAGAGUCCAUUAUCAGGAACAUCUUUUAGAUCAAGCCUCUGACCAACUAAUAAAUUUAGAGAAUAUGUUAUCCAAUAUAGAAUUUAAAUUAGUGGAAAAACAAUUCUUCGAAGGUUUAAAAAAUGGUAAUAGUAUCUUAACUAAACUGAAUAAAGAAUUUGCAAAUGUGGAUGAAGUUCUAGAUGAUAUGCAAGAACAAAUGGCAUACCAGGAUGAAAUUAACGAAACCCUUGCUCAACAUGUGUCUGGUGUCAAUGAUUAUGAAGACGAAAUUGAUAAAGAAUUAGACGCAAUGGAGAAUGAACUAAUGGGAAAACAAAAACAAGAACAAGAAGCUUUACCAAAUAUGCCAUCCGUAGGGAGAUUACCAGAAUUAGAAAAUACGAAGCCAAAGGUAGGAGACUUUACACCUGUAAAGAGUCCAGCCAAUAAAGAGCAACAAGGACAGGAACCGGCUCUGUUGGCCUGA